UCCGAAGAAUUGAAAGGAACAACAUAUUCGCUCAAGCAAAAGCUUGAAAGAGAAGAAGAUUCCCCAAGUUCUCCUGAAUUAGCACCUGUUUCCUCAUUCCCAACCCGUUCAUCAAUUCGUUCUGCUGGUGGAAGAGGUGUUAAUGAAAUGCAUGUUGAUUUUGCUUCUGUAAUUGAAAGUGAUAAACAAAUAAAAAAACAAAAAAAUCGUUCGGAAGAAGUUGAAGAACAAAAAAUACUAGAUGAAACAGGAAUGGGAGAGGACAGCUUUGAAAACUUACUGCGCAGCAAAGGCUUCAAUCCGGUGCAAUUUAGCAACCCUACACAACUAUAAUAAAAAAUGUGAUCUCGAUUCGAUAUUUU
Molecule: messenger RNA, 362 nt
Organism: Meloidogyne enterolobii
Lineage: Eukaryota; Metazoa; Nematoda; Chromadorea; Rhabditida; Meloidogynidae
Source: the annotation of a GenBank genome assembly